This is a messenger RNA of Mollisia scopiformis, 1470 nucleotides long. RefSeq lists its product as uncharacterized. The record is from RefSeq and is a predicted model, not a curated record. Gene Ontology annotation, cellular component: plasma membrane. Gene Ontology annotation, molecular function: transmembrane transporter activity. NCBI's taxonomy places the organism in Eukaryota, Fungi, Ascomycota, Leotiomycetes, Helotiales, Mollisiaceae. The transcript is spliced from 4 exons. Gene Ontology annotation, biological process: transmembrane transport. The coding region runs from base 120 to 1202 and encodes 360 amino acids.
CUGCAUCUUGUCUGCUGCCCGCAUGGACGGCAUCAUUUGGCCUGACGGGUCUGCGGAUGACUACCUUCUCACGAUAUUCCUUCGGAUAUUGGGGCAACCUGUUAGUCGUUGUGUUCUCUAUGGUCUCAACAACCGGCUGGAAUGCAAUCAAUAGCAUCUCCGGAGCCUCGGUCCUGGCAGCUUUGUCCAACGAUAAAUGUCCCCAGUGGGCUGGUGUCCUCAUUAUUUGCACGACUGUCUGGAUCAUCUGCGUACUCGGAAUAUCCUGGAUCCAUCGUCUUGACGCAGUGCUCUGGGUUUUGCCUUUCAUCGUGUGGUGUGUGGCAGCUGGUACAGGAGCCCCGCACUUGCACGGAGCUGCAAUCAAAUCUCCAACUGGACCCAACGGUGCUGCUGCUGCACUGUCUUUUAUGGCGGUAGUGUUCUCCUUCGCAGUGUCUUGGAUCAAUUGUGCUGCAGACUACAACGUAAGAAUGCCUGUCAAUACCCCGAGAUACAAGAUCUUUUGGGCUACCUAUGCCGGUAUUUUUGUGCCAACUGUCCUAGUUCAAACGCUCGGUGCAGCACUUUACUCCGGUACUGAAAGCAACGCCACCUGGAAGCAUGCAUACCUAGCAUAUGGCGUAGGAGGUCCUCUAAAAAUGGCUCUCGAACCAGCUGGUGGCUUUGGAAAAUUCCUGAUGGUGAUAGCAGCUCUGAGCUCGAUACCAAACAACAUCCCGAACAAUUACUCCUUUGCUAUGCAUGCCCAAAACUUCGGCCCUUGGGCUCUCCGAAUUCCUCGAGUUGCGCUCGUGACUUGCGGAUACAUCGCAGCUGUAAUUGUGGGAUGCUGUGCUGCAAAGUUCUUCCCGGAAGCUACUCUCCAAACCUUUCUUUCCAUCAUCGGAUAUUGGACUGUCAUACAUAUUAUUGUCGUGGCUGAGGAGCAUUUCAUCUUUCGAGGAGGGAGAUGGAGCCGAUACGAUCUAGAUGCCUGGAGCAAAUCUGACCUUCUUCCGUUUGGAUGGGGUGCAAUUGGCGCUUUCUGCUUUGGAUUUCUUGGUGCCGCUCUCGGAAUGAAGAUCACUUGGUAUACUGGACCAAUCGCCCAACUCAUUGGUAAGAAGGGUGCGAACAUCGGGCAUGAGUUGACAUUCGCAUUUUCGGCAUUGAGCUUUCCAGUAUUUCGAUGGCUCGAGAAGAAGUAUACUGGCAAAUAGGAUGUCCCAUAUAGUGUUCAAAGCCAAAGGAAUUUUAUGUAGCAGGUCCUUGAAUGUAUGGUUCCCAAUCUGGAUUAAAGUCAAAAUUUCCAUCCGCGUACGUUUCGAUCCCAAGCAGUUCUGGAAAAUAAAGUUCAAUAUCGUCUUGGGCCUGUGCAUAAGGACUUGGAUGUGCAUUUGGUCGUAACUCUUUGUGAAAUGCAGCCACCACAUCUCCAAGAGUUUGUGCAACAUGGCAAGGAAGACCGAUCGAAUGAAGCCACGUGAC